GCAAAAAGAGUAUUUUCUUGCUGGUAGAGUAGUGGUAGUAGUAGUAGUAGUAGGCAUUUUUGUUUGAUUAAUUGAUUAAACCUAAUUUGAGAUUUUAAAUUAGGUUGGUUUGUUAUUUGGUGAGUGUUGAGUCUGACACAAAUUGACGAUUGACGACUGCCGACGGCAGUGCACGCCUGAGUUUUGUGUGUUAGAGUCCCAACUCCCAACUCCAACCCAAAGUUCUGCAAACGAAAAAUCAGGCACAAACGCAAAACCCAGCAGCUAAUUAAAUGCAUGGUGGUAGGGUUAGGAGUGAUUAUAAAGUGAAAAUAAUGAGCAAGCUUAAAGACGCAGUUCUGUCAGAGCUGGCUGCUUCAAACCCUUCAAUGUCCAUAAGCCCCGACCUCAUCCAACUCCGCUCGCAGCAAUUCUUUCCAAGUACCCACAAUCUCAUUCACCCUCCUUACUCUUCGAUGAUACAACAAGCCAUUUUGAAAUUAAACGAGGAAGAUGGGUCUAGUGAGGAGGCAAUAUCAAGGUUUUUAGAGAAGGAGUACAAGGGUUUGCCAUGGGCGCAUGCUAGUUUUUUGAGUCAUCAUUUGAAAAAGCUUUGUAGGAAUGGAGAUAUUGUAUGUGUCAAUAAUGAACAGUAUAUGCUCCAAGUGGAUUAUGGUGAUUUGAGGGAUGAGGAGGGAAUGAGUCAUAGGUUGAACAUUGCAAAUAGAAAUGGGAAGGAAGAUCAAACCUUAGUCCAAGACAAUGGGAGAGAAGUUGAGGUUAUUGAUGGCUGGAGCAGGGUAAAUGGUGAUCAAGUUGAGGAAUUUGAGGACCAAUAUGAAGUUGAAAGACAGAGUGCUGAAGUGAAUGGGCAAAAUAAAACAUGUGAGCAAAGAAUAGAGGGAUUUGAAGAACAAAAGGAAGACAGCCAAGAAUUAAUUAAACAGGUUCUAGAAGUAAGUCAAAGCUUUAGUGGACAAAUUGAAAUGGUUGAAGAAGUCGAUGAAGCAAAAGGAAAGCUAGCUGAAGUGGCUCAAAAACAAAGGCGAGAAAAGAGAAAGCAACCAGAGAAGAGUAAACAACAGAUAAAGGUAUUAAAGGAUGAUAUUCCCCAGCCUUUGAUGGAAGAAAAGAAGAAACAUGUUGAGGAGCAACAACAGCAAAGGAAGAUUCAUCACGGAGAAAGAGAUUCAAUUGUUGUUUGUGCUUUGCCUGCACAACAGAAGUCACAAUCGAGGACAAAUAUUUACCAGAGGGCACAUAAGUUGCACACAGACUCUAUAUCAGCAUCUCUUGAAUUCAGGGAGUCAGAACAGAUCCUUUUACAGCAAAGUAAGCUUUGUAGUCCUCAAAGGCCUGCAGAACUUCAAGUAACUACAUCUGAGAGGUUUACUCAAAGUGAGCAGAAGCCAGCUGAGUUUUAUACUAGGAGAGAGAUACAAAAUUUUAAGCCAAAAGUAAAACCUUCCUUUGGUAUGUCCAAAAAAGAGCUUGAGAAGCAAGAACUGCAGUUUCAAAAACCAGAAAAGCUUCGAGAAUUUGAAAUAAAGACGAAGGAAGUAAAUUUUGGUGGUGUGAAGGCAGCUGCAUCCCUAUCAAUCGAAGUGAAAGAUUCUUUGAAUGUGCCAUUGGAUCUUCGGCAGCAUGGCAGGGAACACCAAAAGAAGAAGCAGAUAAAGGUUUAUGUUAGGAGAAAUGUGAGCAAAGCCCAGGUAAAAGAAUCAGAAACUUCCAAUAUUUUGCCAACAAAUCCAGAAUAGCUUGAAAAGAAGUAGCAAUUGGAGAUUCAGUCACUUACUGAACACAAGCUAGCAGGGGUUCCUUCUAGAGAACUCAAAUUAUCUGUAAAGGAAAAGGCACUUUCCUGCUUUCUAUACCUAGUAAUUAUGCAGUUGACAUCCAUAUUAGCCUCUUAGUGGGAUGGAAUUGAUGCUGUGAUGCUGGCUAAAUCUUUUGUAGCCACAAGGUGAGCCUUUAUUUUUUUUUCUGUUUCAUAGCUUUAUGCUUGCUUGUGGUUUACCUAAGAGUAUCUACAGUUUUUGAAAUCAUUGAUACGAAUAGUUAUAUACUUUCGUAGGUAAAACUGCCUUGAUGUUAGUUGAGCAAAUAUUUUCCAUUUGGUAUUUUCACAUUUAAGUGUCUUUGGUAUCUCUAACAGUAUAAAAGAUUUUUCAUUAUCUUGCUGCACAGUUUUAGGACAUCCAAAAUUUUUAUUUUGCUUUUCCUUGUUUAUGUCUGAAGCAUGCUCGUGUUCAGCUAGCUUAACUGCUUACUUUUCUGGGCUUAUUGAUGGAGUCUGUGAAUGAAUCAAUAAUUCUUUACCGUUAUCCAUUUUAAUUAUUGGUAACACAUCUGUUUCUAUUUCUUCAACAUAAAAAUGAGGAUAAAUCUUCACUCCUUCCACUUUGAUUAAUUGUCUAAAUCAUUAGUUAUACAAGACAGGCACAUAUCUAUGGAUAUAUGACAUUCUCUUCAGGAAUAUGAAGCAUUCAAGCUGUAGUCUUUGUUCCAAAUUGGAUGCAAUUGUAAUGUUCAAAUUGUGGUAUUUGGUGAGAAAUUGCAGCAGAUAUUUUUAUCAAUAUAUUAGAUAGACAAGAUUUCGUCAUCUUGUUGUUUACCUAAAAAUGUUUCAGACAUUAUUGGGCUGCAGAAUUUGUUCAUUUAUCUAGAGUUUCUUUCUUUAUGUUCAUAGUUUUUACAACCAUACAACACGCUUAGGCAGGUCUCAGCUUGAAGCUCGGUUGGAAGUGGCAUGAAAAUAUGGGUCCCAAAUGACACUCCCAACCUGACCGAAUCCCUUAUCAUUCGGUAUUUUGUCGGACGUUUGGAAUCUGAAUAAUUUUCUUCUUUUCUAUUCAAGUGUGUAUGCCAAAUAAUAAUUGAGUUUUAUAUAUUUCCCAUCUUUUUAUAUAAUUUACGCUAGACACAUGCACACCCACGUUGUGGGUCGAAGAAAAAAGUGAUGUGAAGACAAGUGUUUUGAGAGGGAAAAAAAAACAUAUGGGUAAAUUUUUAAGGGUAAUUUUUUAAGGAGAGGUGGCUAUUUGUUUAAGGAGAUCAA
This is a messenger RNA of Durio zibethinus, 3040 nucleotides long. NCBI's taxonomy places the organism in Eukaryota, Viridiplantae, Streptophyta, Magnoliopsida, Malvales, Malvaceae. The record is from RefSeq and is a predicted model, not a curated record.